AUGGAAUACCGUCGUCUUGGAAAAUCUGGCUUGAAAGUCUCUCCCAUCAUUCUCGGCUGCAUGUCGUAUGGGCUAAGUUCCUGGCAACCAUGGGUCUUGGAUGAGGAAGCGAGCUUGCCUCUCAUCAAAGCUGCUUUCGAUAAAGGUAUCAACACUUUUGACACGGCAGAUACGUACUCGAACGGAUUCAGUGAAAAGCUGCUGGGCACCGCCAUGAAGCGUUACAAUAUCCCACGUGAGCAAGUCGUCCUUCUCACCAAAUGCUACAAUUGUGUAGCCGAUCAGCCAAGCGACUUGGUCAUGGGCUUACCUCCUUCUCAACUCCAGGAGAAGUUUGGCGCCCAGUACAUCAAUCGCACUGGAUUGUCCAGGAAACACAUCAUUGAGGCAGUUGAUGCGAGUCUAGAGAGGCUGGGAACAACUUACAUUGAUGUUCUUCAGAUACAUCGACUUGACAAAGAAGUUGAGGCUGAAGAGAUCAUGUCUACUUUGCAUCAACUCAUUCUGCAAGGCAAGGUGCGCUACAUUGGUGCAUCGAGCAUGUAUGCGGUCGAAUUCGCAAAGCUCAACCAUGUUGCCGACCUGAAAGGCUAUACUCGCUUCAUUUCAAUGCAAAACUAUCAUAAUCUGUUGUACAGGGAAGACGAAAGAGAAAUGAUGCGCUACUGCGCUGCUGAAGGGAUCGCAGUGAUCCCUUGGAGCCCUUUGGCACGCGGUGCACUUGCGAGACCUUACCCAGCCGCUGGAGAAAACACCGAUACGACCCGUGCAGGUUCCGACCGCCUGUAUCGCUUGCUUCUCAAGGAAAAGGCUCAAGAGUCCGAUGCCAAAAUCGUUGGCGUUGUGCAGAAGAUUGCAAAAGAAAAGGGCAUUACUAUGGCGCAAGUAGCUAUUGCCUGGUCAUUGAUGAAAGUCACUGCGCCAAUUGUUGGUAUCAGUAACAUGGACCGUCUUGACGAAGCUAUCGCAGCUUUGGACGUGUCACUCACGCCUGAGGAAGUGGCACAAUUGGAAGCCGAAUAUGUGCCCAGGCCUAUCCUUGGGCAUGCUUGA
Protomyces lactucae-debilis is the source of this 1053-nucleotide messenger RNA. Its product is annotated as Aldo/keto reductase. NCBI's taxonomy places the organism in Eukaryota, Fungi, Ascomycota, Taphrinomycetes, Taphrinales, Protomycetaceae. The coding region runs from base 1 to 1053 and encodes 350 amino acids. The transcript is spliced from 2 exons. The record is from RefSeq and is a predicted model, not a curated record.